UGUGACGCGCGCCUGCCGUGCACUUGCAUUGAGCGAGCGCCGCUGACGCCGCCGGGGGAAGAUGGCGACGGGGACGGAUGCCGGAAGUUUAAGCAGCGAAAAUGGAGUGACUAAGCGACGCUCCUCAAAGCACAAUGACAACGGGACUAAAGUAAUGGACACCAAGGCCGUGUUCUCGGCCCUGUACUCCGUGUGUGAGGAAAACAUCACCUUCUUCGCCGGGGGCCCCAAGGGCCCACAGGGGGAUGCUGCCCGGCGGCUGGUAAAGGCCCUGACCCUUAUUGAGGAGCACGCCCGCAGCCUGGAGCCCGUCGUCUCCGGCUUCGCCGCCAUCUACCAUCACUUUGACCUCGAUCCCCAGACUCCUGCCAAUGGCUACCGUUCUUUGGUCAAGGUGGUACGCUCUUGCCUUCUCCACAUCAUCCACAAGGGGCGCUAUAUCUCCUCCAGCCGGCGCAGCAUCUUCUUCCGGGCGGCGCACAACGCGGGCGAGAUGGAGGCUUACUGCAGCGCCCUGUGCCAGCUGCGGGCCCUGAUGUACUUGGCCCAGCGCCUGCUACAUGACAACGGCCACGGCAACCUCUUCUUCCAGGAGGAGAGUGGCCUGAGCCAGAGUUUUGUGCGCGAGUAUGCCUCCAUGCACAAGGGCUGCUUCUAUGGCCGCUGCCUGGGCUUCCAGUUCACUCCGGCGAUACGGCCCUUCCUGCAGACCAUUGCCAUCGGCCUGGUGUCUUUCGGGGAGAACUACAAGCGGCACCAGUCUGGAAUAGUGGAGCCGGGCACUCCUCCAUAUGGGGUGGCUGCCAGCUCCUUCUUCACCUCCGGAAAGUAUGCCAUUGACCCGGAGCUACGCGGGGCUGAGUUUGAGCGAAUAACGCAAAACCUGGACGUGCACUUCUGGAAGUCCUUCUGGAACAUCACAGAGAUGGAGGUCUUGUCGAGCCUGGCCAGCAUGACCUCCACCCAGGUGCGUGUGAACCGCACCCUGUCCGUCCCCCCUGACCCCUUCGACCUGCCGCACGUGUCAGACCCCCUCAUCUCGGUCACCGUGAGCCCCCCGGCGGCGCACUGUGGCCCUGCACCCAUUCAGAUGCGGCUCAUUUCACACGAGUUACGGGAGGGGCAGGACAGCGAGGAGCUGCUGGCCAUCUCCCGCUCAGAGGGGCUCUCGCUGGGCCUAAGGGCCCAGCCCAGCCCCCCCUCCCCCUGGCUGCUGGUUCACUACCAUGGUGGGGGUUUCGUGGCACAGACCUCCAAGUCACACGAGCCAUACCUAAAAAGCUGGUCCCAGGAACUGGGUCUGCCCAUCCUGUCGGUGGAUUACUCCCUGGCCCCCGAGGCCCCCUUCCCCCGAGCCCUGGAGGAGUGCUUCUACGGCUACUGCUGGGCUCUCAAGAACCACCAUCUCCUGGGAUGGACAGGCGAGAGUGUCUGCCUGGCUGGCGACAGUGCUGGGGGUAACCUUUGCCUGACGGUGUCCAUGCGGGCUGUGGCGCAUGGCGUGCGUUUGCCCAACGGCAUCAUGGUCGCCUACCCUUCCACGCUGCUGACAGCCUACGCCUCUCCCUCGCGCCUGCUCACCUUCACAGACCCCCUGCUGCCUCUCAGUGUGCUGUCCCGAUGCCUCAGCGCCUAUGCCGGCUUGGAGCCGCAGGUGGAGAAACAGGUGGAGAAAGUGAGCACGCUUGGCAUGGUGAGGAAGGACACAGCUCUGCUCCUGAGGGACUUAAAGCAGGGGGCGUCCAACUGGAUCCAGGCCCUGCUGGACCCGAACCGGGCCUCCACCGACACGAUGAGGAAGAGCGUCUCAGAGGCCAGCAUCAGUUCCUCGCACUCAGGCCCCGUGCAAAUCUCUCUGCGCCAGGAGUCGCUGAAGAGCCAGACCUGCCUGGACCUGAGCUCCCAUAGAGACCCCAACCCGUCCCUGCCCUCAGAGCACGGGGCCAAGGACGUCAGCUUCUUCCUCACAACGGAGGAUGAGCAGUUGGGCCUGAUGUCCCCGCCCCCUGGUGGCCCAGGCGAGCCAUAUUCCCAGGAAUUCCCUGAGGGUUUUGAGCCGCUGCGCUCGGAGCGGCUGGCUGAAAUGAGGGUGCAGAGCUCACCCAUCGUCCGCAACCCCUACAUGUCCCCCCUGUUGGCCCCAGACAGCAUGCUGAGAGGUCUCCCGCCCAUCCACAUAGUGGUGAGGGCUCCACCACCUACUGUGCUGGGAAAGUACGUCAGAGGAAUCGUCAAUACAAAAGAGGAUUGGGUUUUCCUCACAAGGUUCUGUUUUCUCACCGAUUUUGGAAGACUGGACUUCCGCUUCCGUUACCCAAAGUCCCGCUGCUGCCAGAAUAUCCUCCUGUACUUCGAUGACAAUUCUCAGUGGCCAGCCGUCUACAAGAGACCCGACAAGGACUGUUACCAGAAAGAGGCAGUUCUCAGGCCUGAAAACAACCAAGUAAUCAACCUGAGCACUCACUACACCUGGUCGGGCUGUGUGGUGGAGGGUGAGGCCGGGAAUGAAACUCUCAGCUGUGCGGGUGGGCGGAGCUUCCGCAGUGUCCGAGAGAGGUGGUGGUACAUCGCGCUUAGCAAGUGUGGGGGAGAUGGCCUACAGCUGGAAUAUGAGAUGAAGCUGACCAAUGGGCAGUCUUUCUGGACCCAGCAUUUCUCAGCAGAUGAAUUUGGUAUCCUGGAGACGGACAUCACCUUCCUCAUCAUCUUUGCCGUUGUCUUCUCUCUCUCUUGCUACUUCGCUUACACUCUGAAAGGACGACAGCUUCUCCACACCACCUACAAGAUGUUUAUGACGGCCGCUGGAGUGGAAGUCCUUAGCCUUCUGUUCUUCUGCAUUUACUGGGGGCUUUACGCCAAAAAUGGAGUGGGGAACGGAAGCCUGAAGAUACUGGGGAAAUUACUAUUCUCUGUCAGUUUCCUGGUCUUCCUCCUGAUGCUGAUUCUGCUGGGAAAAGGAUUCACUGUGACCAGAGCGAGGAUCAGCCACAGCGGCUCUGUCAAGCUGUCCAUCUACAUGACUGUCUACACCAUCACCUACGUCAUCCUGUUCAUUUAUGAGGCUGAGUUCUUUGACCCAGGUUGGGUUCUGUAUGCAUACGACAGCCCAGCCGGCUAUGGCCUGAUGGGCCUGCAGCUGCUGGCCUACGUGUGGUUCUGUUACGCCGUGCUGGUGUCCCUCAAGCACUACCCCGAGAAGCAGCCCUUCUACAUCCCGUUCUUCACUGCAUACACGCUCUGGUUCUUUGCAGUGCCUGUGACGGCUCUGAUCGCCAACUUUGGGAUUCCACGCUGGGCACGGGAGAAGAUCGUGAACGGCAUCCAGCUUGGCAUCCAUCUCUACGCCCACAUCGUCUUUCUUGCCAUCACCCGUCCAUCGGCUGCCAAUAAGAACUUCCCCUACCAUGUCCGCACUUCCCAGAUUGGGAUCCUGCUAUCCAGUCCGGACGGCAUGGGGAGUGAGAGCUUCCCGCACCACGCCUACGGGAACAGCUCCUACCUGGGAGAUUCGCAGCCCAACUUCACAGAGCUCUUCUCUAUCCAUUCGGGCUCGGUCAAGUCAGUGGAAGAGACGGUGACCCAGAAGGUUCAAGCUGUACGAAGGAAUAGCGAACGUAAAAUCAUCACCACGACAGCCGAUUUAUCGUCCUUCCUGCCCCCCCCAGUCCCCCCACGUGUUCCCAUUAGGUCCCCCCCACCCCCCAGGUUCUCCCCUCACUUCCCCGAGUAUUUCAGCAUGCAAGGUGGGGGUGGGCUGAGCACAAUGGCAUAAAACGAAAUCAAACUAGAGAAGCUGUAUAUACAAACAAAAAGUUAGCAAGAUAGAGAAAAUGGAUGACAAUCCAGUAGGGUAACAGAGGGAAUUAAAGCAAGAAUUAAAAAAUGACAGUGAUGAGAAGCAUUUCGUAAAAUACUAAAAAAGCAAUAAUUAUUUUUCUUCAUGAGCAGACAGCAGUCUGGAUGGAUGCGGUGAUACGAAGCAAUAGCCGUAGGAGAAAUGGGGCAGAGAGGGAUUUAGAGGCAAGCCUUUUAACGUAGGGGUGGGGGGUAAAGCAAACGACUGCAUGAACACUUUUUAAAAGUAUUUAUGAUAUUCUGAUGGAAACAUGAGACAUUAAAAAGCAUAAAAAGUGUAAAUACUUGUAACCAAUUCCGAAGUGCAUAGUUGUACAAAUAGUGCCAGGCCUUCGAGCACAAAACAUUUUCAUUUUAUUUCACUGCGUACAAAAAUGAUGUCUAGAACAUCCACCUAUCAUCGAGGCCAGUGACUUUCGGGCAGCAUAUAUGCCUUGUAGUGCAUAUAUGCCAUACAAGAUAUGUAUAUAUGCCGUGUAGUGUAUAUAUAUAUGACAUACAGUAUAUGUAUACAUGCCAUGUAGUAUAUAUAUGCCAUACAAUAUAUGUAUACAUGCCAUGUAGUGUGUAUAUAUAUAUGACAUACAGUAUAUGUAUACAUGCCGUGUAGUAUAUAUAUAUAUGACAUACAGUAUAUGUAUACAUGCCAUGUAGUAUAUAUAUGCCAUACAAUAUAUGUAUACAUGCCAUGUAGUGUGUAUAUAUAUAUGACAUACAGUAUAUGUAUACAUGCCGUGUAGUAUAUGUGUGUGUGUAUGCAUGUAU
This is a messenger RNA of Brienomyrus brachyistius, 4620 nucleotides long. RefSeq names its product hormone-sensitive lipase-like. Lineage: Eukaryota; Metazoa; Chordata; Actinopteri; Osteoglossiformes; Mormyridae. The record is from RefSeq and is a predicted model, not a curated record. Gene Ontology annotation, biological process: triglyceride catabolic process; G protein-coupled receptor signaling pathway; cholesterol metabolic process. Bases 62 to 3772 code for a protein of 1236 amino acids. The transcript is spliced from 28 exons. Gene Ontology annotation, molecular function: sterol ester esterase activity; triacylglycerol lipase activity. Gene Ontology annotation, cellular component: cytosol.